GCAGUGCAGGCUGGGACUUGUAGGCCACUUGGCCUCCUGGCCCGCUAGCCCGCGGGCAGCUGCGUGGAGCUUGCCGGGAGGUGUAGUGAGCUGGCGCUGUCCCACUGGCCCCGGGCUCUUCGCUGUCUCCAGCACGCUGCAGGCUGCGACAUCCCCAGAGGACACUGCGUCCCCUCCUGCCCCACCUCCGGCUGAUGCAACCCGGCUGGACACUCGCCCAGGGAGGGUGGUAGAAAUUGGGGAACAGUAGCGGGGCUGGACUAUGCCCCCUCGCCACUCCAAUGCCCUAAAGUCUGGUCCAUCGCCAUCUCUUCUCAUCCUCCAUUGCCCUCCUCUCGCCUCCCCCAGCCCUCCGGGGCCCCGGGACUGCAGCACCCCCUCAGCCGUCCGGUCAGUUGUCCGGUCUGGACCGGAGGACGUCUGCACCGUACCCGCUCCAAGACCUGAGCCGUGCGGUUCCGCCGCCGCAGUUGCCAGUAUGGACCAAUCUGGAGCCAUUCAAGAGACCCUGGCCCAGGGUGAACACUGCGUUAUUGCGGUGCAGGGUGUAGUGUGUGUUGGGGACAGUCUCCAAAGCCGGCUUUUGGGCUUGGUCCGAUGUGGCCCGGAGUAUGCCCUAUUCCUGUACAGUCAUCGAAGGAUGGCGAUCACUGGCGAGGAUGUGUCCCUGGACAAGGUGGUGCCCAUCACCAGGAAUUUUACAAUGGAAGAAGUAUCUCCUGACUGUGACCUCCAUGUCCUGGGCUCUGAUGUGACUGUCUGGAUAGAGUCGGAAGACAUAAGCUUCACUGUGCGCCUCCCCUUUGGCUCUCACACUCGGACAUUCCUUCAGGAAGUCAUCAGAUGCUGCCCGGCCCCGAGCCCUGGAGCCCCAGAUCUCCAGUUCCGAUGGCUGAGCCGAUACCAAAGUGCAGGUCUUGAGGAAGAACAGGAGCAGCAGAAACCUGUGCUUGCAGCCCCAGGUGUUCUAGCUUCUGAAGAACUGAAGCCAAAUGGGAAAGGAGUGCCGGGGGAGCAAAGCUCUUGGGUUUUUGAAAAACCUGAAGCUGCAUCUACCAGGCCAAAUAAAUCCAAACCUGAAAUUACCAGUGACAUGGUACGGUCUUCCACAGUGACUGUUUCAGACAAAGCUCAUAUCUUAUCGAUGCAGAAGUUUGGACUUCGAGACACGCUUGUAAAAUCACAGCUAGUACAGAAGGAAGAGACUUACACUUACAUUCAGAACUUCAGGUUCUUUGUGGGAACAUACAAUGUGAAUGGCCAGUCUCCCAGAGAAUGUCUCCGGCCUUGGCUAAGCCUGGAUGUUGAGCCUCCAGAUGUAUAUUGUAUAGGGUUCCAAGAACUCGAUCUGAGUAAAGAAGCCUUUUUCUUCAAUGAUACUCCAAAGGAGGAAGAGUGGUUUAAAGCUGUAACUGAAGGUCUUCAUCCAGAUGCUAAAUAUGCAAAAGUAAAGCUUGUGCGACUUGUUGGAAUAAUGCUGCUGCUUUAUGUCAAGCAAGAGCAUGCCGUGCAUAUCUCAGAAGUGGAAGCUGAAACAGUGGGGACAGGAAUCAUGGGCAGGAUGGGUAAUAAAGGAGGAGUUGCAAUCCGGUUCCGGUUUCAUAAUACAAGCAUCUGUAUAGUGAAUUCCCACCUGGCAGCCCACACUGAAGAGUAUGAACGGAGGAACCAAGACUACAAAGACAUUUGUUCCCGAAUGCAGUUCUGCCAGGUUGACCCAAAUCUUCCACCCCUCACCAUCAGCAAGCAUGAUGUGAUCCUAUGGCUGGGGGACCUCAACUACAGGAUAGAAGAGUUGGAUGUGGAAAAAGUGAAAAAACUCAUCGAGGAGAAGGCAUUUCAAACCCUGUACACACACGAUCAGCUAAAAAUUCAGGUGGCUGCAAAAGCUGUCUUCCAAGGCUUCACAGAGGGGGAGCUAUCAUUCCAGCCUACCUACAAGUAUGACACGGGCUCUGACGAUUGGGACACCAGUGAAAAGUGCCGAGCCCCUGCCUGGUGUGACCGGGUCCUGUGGAAGGGGAAAAACAUUACUCAGCUGAGUUACCAGAACCACAUGGCUCUAAAGACCAGCGACCACAAGCCAGUUAGUGCGGUAUUUGACAUUGGGGUAAAAGUAGUCAAUGAAGAGCUCUACCGGAAGACCCUGGAAGAGAUUGUCCGAUCCCUGGAUAAGAUGGAGAAUGCCAAUAUCCCAUCAGUGACCCUGUCCAAAAGAGAGUUCUGCUUCCAGGAUGUGAAAUAUAUGCAGUUGCAGGUAGAAUCUUUCACGAUUAUUAAUGGACAAGUGCCCUGCCAGUUUGAAUUUAUCAACAAGCCUGGUGAAAAUUCUUACUGUAAGCAGUGGCUGAAUGCCACCCCCAGCAAGGGCUUCCUUCUGCCUGAUUCUACCAUUGAGAUUGAAUUGGAACUGUUUGUUAAUAAAACCACUGCUACAAAGCUCAACUCAGGGGAGGACCAAAUUGAAGACAUUCUGGUUUUGCACCUGGAAAGGGGGAAGGAUUACUUUUUGUCUGUGUCUGGGAACUACCUGCCCAGCUGUUUUGGUUCCCCUCUCUACACUUUGUGUUACAUGCGGGAGCCCAUCCAGGACUUGGCACCUAAAACCAUUAGAGAACUGACCUUAAUGCCACUGCAGACAGAAGAUGAUGGAACACGGGAAGAGAAGCCUCUAGAGAUCCCCAAAGAGCUCUGGAUGAUGGUUGAUCACUUAUAUCGAAAUGCUUCCCAGCAGGAAGAUCUGUUUCAGCAGCCAGGUCUGAGGUCCGAGUUUGAGCUGAUUCGUGACUGUUUGGACACUGGAAUGCCCGACACCCUCUCUGGGAGCAAUCACUCUGUGGCUGAGGCCCUGCUGCUUUUCCUGGAGAGUGUGCCAGAGCCUGUCAUCUGUUAUGGCUUCUAUGAAACUUGCUUGGAGAAUUCAAGCAACUAUCCAUUUAGUAAACAGAUCAUCUCUAAUCUCCCCACUUGCCACAAAAAUGUCUUCAAUUAUUUGAUUGCAUUUCUGAGAGAAUUACUAAACAAUUCAGGGAAGAACCAUUUGGAUGAGAAAAUUUUAGCUAGCAUAUUUGGCAGCUUGCUGCUCCGUUCACCAGCUGGUCACCAAAAGCCAGAUGUGACAGAGAAGAAGAAGGCUCAGGACUUCAUCCACCAGUUCCUUGUGUGAGGAUUGAGCAUCCCCUGAGGGUCCCUCCCCUCAUCCCAGUGCAUACAUGCGUGAAGCAUGCACACACACACACACACACACACACACACACACACACACACACACACACACACCUCCUCUCUACUCACUCACUCACUGAUGGCAGCCAGUCCUCCCUAGCUGUUUCAGCUCAGAAGUCCCUUUGGGCUACUGCUAGGGAGUCCCUUUGGGAGCCAGAAUGCCAGCUGACUGAUUUCCGAGCACAGCUUCCAUUUCUAGCCCUUGUUGUCAGUACACCCAACACUUUUGAGCGAUAAAGAACGUUGGGUAUCACGUUCUGAGGAAAACUAGCCAGUAGAACUGAUAUUCAAUGUUUUAUUGUUUAUUUAAUAUACAUACAUAAAUAGUUCUUACAAUUUCAUUUUUUUUUAAAAGAGGGAAAGAGGUUGAAAACAACCUAAUAAAUAUUAUUAGCUCUUUCUUGUGUUCACCUCGCUCAUCCUAGAGCCACCUGGUAGCUUGGGCGGCUGGUCUUACCAUGGUCAGAUGUCAUUUUAUUAUUAAAUGCCUUGGAGUCCCUGCAGAGCAAGUCAGCAGGUUUGUAGGUGCUAGACAAGCCUCAGGUGCCUUUUCUGGAGCUUGGUUGGGGCCCCUGUGCUCUCGGAUGAGCUCGGGCAUGUCCAUGCCUGCUCCUCCCUCCACAUUCAUCCACAAAGAGGAUGGACAGCCUGGACCUGGCCAAAGAACCUUUGCCAGCCACACGAGGACUUGGAAAUGCUGGUGAAGUGGCAAAAGCGUGUGAAGCGAUGGGAUGUUCUCAGCCUGCUCAUCUCCUGCACUGUAGAUACUAUACCUCCCGGAUAAGUGUAAUAUAUUUUGAUGAUAAAUGUAUUUUUAACAGUG
Molecule: messenger RNA, 4048 nt
Organism: Monodelphis domestica (gray short-tailed opossum)
Lineage: Eukaryota; Metazoa; Chordata; Mammalia; Didelphimorphia; Didelphidae
Gene: INPP5B
Product: inositol polyphosphate-5-phosphatase B
Biological process (GO): phosphatidylinositol dephosphorylation; signal transduction
Cellular component (GO): cytosol; membrane
Molecular function (GO): inositol-1,4,5-trisphosphate 5-phosphatase activity; phosphatidylinositol-4,5-bisphosphate 5-phosphatase activity
Source: RefSeq, a predicted model, not a curated record